AUGUGAUCUACCACGGCAGUAUGAAAGAGGGCCUUUUAUCUGUGCCUCUGAGCAGCUUCUCAGAGGGUUGCAUGCUGCCAAAACACACAGCCUCUUCAGCUCGCGAGAAGGAGAGGAACUGGAGAGGGUUCCCUGCUGAGGGUUCUGUCAUGGAUCCUAACACCUCAGCCAGAGCAGCCCCUCCAGCUUCCAGUGGCUUUCCUUUGCUUACCAGGCACUGACAGAGAUCCCAUAUGAAGCCAUCCUCCCACAGACAGACACCCUGGAGGUGCUGGACCUGAGCAACAACCUGCUGGAUGAGAACCCGGCUCUGCUGGGGCAGCUGGAGAAGCUGAGCACUCUGAUCCUGAACUGCAACAACUACACCUCCCACAUCAAGUUCCCCUUCAUGGCCAGCGUCACCACUGUGUGCAUCAACAAGAACAACAUCAACAACCUACCCGUGUUCGUGGAGGAAAUCCGGAGGAAGUUCCCCAACAUCAAGAUCCUCAGCAUGAUGAACAACGAGGCAGCACCGAGCUAUUUCAAUGGAGGAAGUCUGACCCAGUACACAGACUACAGGCAGUAUGUGGUCAGUCAGCUGCCCGGCCUGGAGUUCCUGGACGACACCGAGGUCCUGGAACAGGAGCGGGUCCAGGCCAGGAGGACGUACCGGCUGCAGCAGAGCCACAGCAGCCGGAGGAGGAAGGACGAGUCAAGGAAACACACACACAGGCUCAAAAAGUCAAAUACUGUCAUAUGACAUAGGAUAUCAUGUGUUUUUAUCAACCAUUUUAUGUUUGUUAUAUUACACAUUGUAUGUUUUGUAUCUGCUAGUUUCAACAAAUAUUUAAAGCUACAGGAUUUUUAUGCUGAGGUAAAUAUUAAAAUCCAUGCACCAUGUUCUAUAUAGAAGAGGUAUAAAAGUAAAAAUAUAAAUAUUAAA
Gymnodraco acuticeps is the source of this 925-nucleotide messenger RNA. Its product is annotated as leucine-rich repeat-containing protein 72. Lineage: Eukaryota; Metazoa; Chordata; Actinopteri; Perciformes; Bathydraconidae. Bases 389 to 742 code for a protein of 117 amino acids. The transcript is spliced from 5 exons. The record is from RefSeq and is a predicted model, not a curated record.